GCGGCGACAAGAUUAAUCAUCAAUCUUUUUGUCUCGGGCAGCACCAUCUUCGGUAAGGCCUUUGUCGAUGCGUGGCGGCAAGCGAGCAUCAAAGCGGCGCAAGGUGCUGCCGGCCGUAUGUUGAGUGUUCAGGAGGCGCAAAAGAUCUUGGGGCUGCGACCACAGUGCGAGAUGAAGGAAGUCCUGCAGAAAUAUGAGAAAAUGUUCAAGGCCAACGAUCCUGCGAACGGAGGAUCCUUCUACUUGCAGUCCAAGGUGGUGCGCGCCAAGGAGGCGCUGGAGGCCGAGAUGGCCAAGGUCACACGGCAAGCCUAA
Molecule: messenger RNA, 315 nt
Organism: Acanthamoeba castellanii str. Neff
Lineage: Eukaryota; Discosea; Longamoebia; Acanthamoebidae
Product: mitochondrial import inner membrane translocase subunit tim16, putative
Exons: 3
Biological process (GO): protein import into mitochondrial matrix
Cellular component (GO): TIM23 mitochondrial import inner membrane translocase complex
Source: RefSeq, a predicted model, not a curated record